Molecule: messenger RNA, 366 nt
Organism: Ustilaginoidea virens
Lineage: Eukaryota; Fungi; Ascomycota; Sordariomycetes; Hypocreales; Clavicipitaceae
Exons: 1
Coding region: 1-366 (121 amino acids)
Source: RefSeq, a predicted model, not a curated record
AUGGAAGUGGUGGCUGGCUGGUGGAGAUUCCCACGGCGGUCGGGAGAGGCUGGCGCACCGGUAUGCAUCAAGGGCCAACAUGACCAUGACUGGUGCUUUGGCGCUUUGAUUGGCGGCCCGCACUGCGCCAUGCCCUCGGAAAUGAAUCAGCGCGCGGAUGGGCCAUGGGCCACCGAGUCGGCCGCCCCUGUUCAUGUUGAACGCUUCUUUCGGGCAGCGACUGGGACCCCAGCGAGCGUCGGACGGACAAAGAAGAGGACGGAGAAUGAGCCCGCCAAGACGCAACAGAUGCAACAGACACAGCAGACACAGCAGACAGAGCAGACGCAACAGACGCAACAGAGCAACAGAAUACCCUUACUUUGA